Achroia grisella is the source of this 2061-nucleotide messenger RNA. RefSeq names its product DNA polymerase iota (gene PolI). The coding region runs from base 136 to 1962 and encodes 608 amino acids. Gene Ontology annotation, molecular function: DNA-directed DNA polymerase activity; damaged DNA binding. The transcript is spliced from 2 exons. Lineage: Eukaryota; Metazoa; Arthropoda; Insecta; Lepidoptera; Pyralidae. Gene Ontology annotation, biological process: translesion synthesis. The record is from RefSeq and is a predicted model, not a curated record.
CUCUGUUGAUGUGUCGUGAUUGUCCAAUUCUAAAUUAUCAAUAUAUUCCCAUUUAUGAAAUAAAAACGCCAAAUUAUAAGUUAUUAAACAUAUUUAAAUGCUACAAAAUAUAUUUAAACUCUCAAUGAUAGGUUCAUGCACAUUAGGAACAUGGAAUCAAGUAGUUCCACUUGUAACUAUGCUGAAAACGAACACCCAAGGAGCAUUGUACAUAUCGACAUAGAUUGUUUUUACGCUCAAGUGGAGAUGCUGCGCAACCCUGAACUACGUGCAGUGCCACUCGGAAUACAGCAGAAAAACAUUGUAGUGACCAGUAACUAUGAAGCUCGGAAUUACGGUGUGCAAAAGUGUAUGCUGGUUUCAGACGCUUUGAAAUCAUGUCCCAACCUUAAGCUAGUGAACGGCGAGGACUUGCACGACUACAGAGCGGCGUCCAAUAAAAUUUUUGAAUUGUUACAAUCAUGGAAAUGUCCUGUUGAAAAGUUAGGUAUGGAUGAAAAUUUUAUUGAUGUCACAAAAUUGGUAGAGGAGAAAUUAAAAUGUGUUAACAUUAAUAAUGUCACAUAUAGUGGUCACAUUUACAACGAAUAUGGCACAGAAUGUGUGUGUGGAUGUCACAUUAGACUGAAGAUAGCAUCACAAGUAGCAAAUGAAAUUCGACAGAAAAUAUAUGAUGAGUUAGGAUUCACAACAUGUGCCGGUAUUGCACACAAUAAGUUACUGGCAAAACUGGUCUGCCCAUUGCACAAGCCCAAUGAUCAGACAACCAUAUCACCAGAACAUGCUGCCGAGUUCAUGUCUACUCUGCACAGCAUCAGAUCCAUUCCAAGUAUUGGUUCCAAAACAACUGAAGCUCUAAUAUCUCAAAAAAUUAUCUCGGUGAUUGAUUUACAGCAAGCACCUUUAGAUAUAUUGAAGAGACAUUUCAGUGGUGACAUGGCAGUCAGAUUGAGAAACUUAAGUUUAGGGGAAGACAAUACUCCCGUGAAACAAACCGGCAAGCCUCAAAGUAUAGGACUAGAGGACAGCUUUAAGACUGUGAGUGUAAAGAGUGAAGUGGAAGACAAAUUCAGUGCAUUACUGCAAAGGUUACUCAUUUUGGUAAGAGAAGAUGGACGCAUUCCAGUUUCAUUAAGAGUCACAUUACGAAAGAAAGAUGCAAAAAGACUGAGCAGUCACCGGGAGUCAAGACAAUGCCAGAUCUCAGCAUCAAUUUUUACAAUUACAAAUGGAGCCCUGUCUGUAACUGAAGUAGGACAACAAAAACUAAUGACAAUUAUAAUGAGAUUAUUCAACAAGCUUAUUGACUUAUCAAAACCAUUCCAUUUGACAUUGGUAGGGCUGGCAUUUACCAAGUUUCAGGAGCGCAUGACUGGUAGGAGUUCAAUUGUAAACUAUUUGAUGAAUGACAUUUCUGUGCAGUCCGUAUUGAAUUUGCAAAAUGACUGUGAUACAUCUGCCUCUUCAAUGGAUUACUCAGCUGCAUCACCUAGUAGUAGCACCACUACAGAUUUGUCUGAUGCUGAAGUAGAACCUUCACCUAAAAAGCCUAAGAAGGUUACAUGGAUAGCUAAGAGACGAUGUCUUUCAAAAGAGGAAGUUGCAUCUCCAAGUAAAUUGAAAGUUGGUGAAUUACGGUUAAACUCAAAAGAGUUAGAAAAGGUCUCAGAACUCAGGCUGAAUUCAAGAGACAGGUCACUGACGCCUCGGGCCAGUCCUGCUAAAGAUAAUCUCUCUGAUGCAUCAGACACCAUGAAGGACAUUGCUGAAGGUGGCAACUGUGAUGAUUGUCCUAGUUAUGUGGAUAAGGAAGUAUUCAAUGCCCUCCCUGAUGAGAUGCAACAGGAACUGAAAGUAAUGUGGAAGAACCCUACUGGUUCAGGCAUGACAAGAAGUAGUCCAAGAACCACGAACAAAGCGAAACCGAACACACUCUUAAAAUAUUUUGUUCCACACAAAUAGUAUUAGUAAGAUUUUAUCUUGUUAAUUAUUUUAAGUGAUAAGUGAAUGGUUUCUAUUUUUUCAAAUCAUACAAUUUUUAUUCAGCUGAUCAAAUACAUG